Messenger RNA from Colletotrichum scovillei, 528 nucleotides. Its product is annotated as ricin B lectin. The record is from RefSeq and is a predicted model, not a curated record. The transcript has a single exon. The coding region runs from base 1 to 528 and encodes 175 amino acids. Lineage: Eukaryota; Fungi; Ascomycota; Sordariomycetes; Glomerellales; Glomerellaceae.
AUGAAGUUGUCACUCCUUGCCGUUAUCGUGGCCUCCGCCUCUGCCGCUCAAGGUGCCAUCACCUGGACUCUUGAGAAGGCCGCCAACCCCACAGCCGACCAAAGCGACGCAUACACCAAGAUCGAAGCCGCCAUGAAGCUGGCCGUCGCAAGACACGCAAGUCAGGGCAAGGCCAGCAAGACGAUCCGUGUCUACUAUACGCCCGGCGUUCCCACUGCCGAGGCCAACUACAACGGUGAUCUCCGCUUCGGAUCGAACCGAUCUUACAUGAACGAGCGUACUGCGCUCCACGAGAUCUCACACACACUUGGCGUUGGACAGACUGCCGCUUUCAACUCCAAAUGCGCGUCUGGCGACUGGGCUACGGCAUUGCCCCUGCUUCGCUCCUGGGAUGGCUCCAGUGCCAAGAUCAGCUGUGGCGGCUCGCACUUCUGGCCGUACGGUCUUAAUUACGAUACUGAAUGGAGCGAGACAAACGCGAACCGUCACGUAAAGAUCAUCAACGCCAUGAUUGCUGAUGGUAUGUAA